Suillus subalutaceus is the source of this 954-nucleotide messenger RNA. RefSeq lists its product as uncharacterized. Gene Ontology annotation, molecular function: NADP binding; aspartate kinase activity; homoserine dehydrogenase activity. Lineage: Eukaryota; Fungi; Basidiomycota; Agaricomycetes; Boletales; Suillaceae. Bases 1 to 954 code for a protein of 317 amino acids. Gene Ontology annotation, biological process: aspartate family amino acid biosynthetic process; L-homoserine biosynthetic process. The transcript has 10 exons. The record is from RefSeq and is a predicted model, not a curated record.
AUGGAACCCGGAAAGUACCUACAGGUUGCCGUGGUGGGCGUCGGAGGCGUCGGGACCCAAGUCGUCGAACAGCUGAUCGCAAACCCGAUCUAUGGCUUCCAGCUCGUAGCGCUCACCUCUUCCAAGCGCAUGCUCCAGUCCACCAAAGACCUCUGCAUCAGCCCCCUAGCAUGGAAGGACGCACUUAACGCCAGCGAGACGCCCGUCGACCUCUCUGCGGUGAAAAGCACGCUGCAGGAGCUCGUGAAGCAGGGCGAGAAGGCUGUGUUUAUCGAUAAUACAUCUUCGCAGGACGUUGCGGAAAUGUACCCUGCGUUGUUGAGUGUGGGGAUCAACGGUAUUGUCCAGGCGAGCAAGAGUGGAAGGUAUUUGCAUGAGUCGACGGUGGGCGCUGGGCUGCCUAUCAUCUCGACGCUGAGAGAUUUGGUAGAGACUGGGGAUAAAGUGAGUCUUUGGUCGUCAAGAUCGAGGGGUGUUUUCUCAGGGACCAUGAGUUAUAUCUUCAACAACUUUUCUUCCGUGGAGGGAAGCGAUGAAAGCUUUUCGUCGAUAGUCAAAGGAGCCCGAGCACAGGGCUACACGGAACCCAACCCGGCAGACGAUCUGAACGGCGCAGAUCGCGUAUCAUUCCCAGAGCUGAAGGAUGGACAAGGAAACUUCCCGCUUCUGCACGGGUACCAGUCGGUGGAGACUACUUUCUUUAAUUCAAGACGCCCUGCGAGCGCUCAAGACGCGCAUUUUGCCUCGAUGCGGCAGUGUUCCUCCGCUACGUCGGGCGUUGUCGAUGUAAAAAUAAAGUCGUUGAAGCCGAGUUGGCGAAAUUACUCGAAAACUCAUCCAUCGGACAAUAUUAUCAUGUUUCCAUAUACCGAACGCUACGGUAAAAGACCCCUGAUUGUCAAGGCGCUGCCAUGGGGAGUUGUGAGCGAUAUCCUCAAGUUGAUUAGGCCGUAG